Messenger RNA from Cuculus canorus (common cuckoo), 3461 nucleotides. It is a transcript of the gene DYNC2I1, whose product is annotated as dynein 2 intermediate chain 1. Gene Ontology annotation, biological process: intraciliary transport. Gene Ontology annotation, cellular component: cytoplasmic dynein complex. Gene Ontology annotation, molecular function: dynein heavy chain binding; dynein light chain binding. The coding region runs from base 78 to 3176 and encodes 1032 amino acids. The record is from RefSeq and is a predicted model, not a curated record. The transcript is spliced from 24 exons. Lineage: Eukaryota; Metazoa; Chordata; Aves; Cuculiformes; Cuculidae.
UCGGCCCCGCGCUCAUCCAUCGCUCGGCCGACCGGCUGCUUUCCCCUUGCCGCCCGUUGCCAGGCGCGGCCCCCGCCAUGGAGGGCGACAAGAGAAGAACCAAAGAAGAUACCUGGAAAUCAGAAGAACUUAGGAAACAUCUUAGGGCAUCGCAACCUGAAAGUCAAAAUGAAUUCCAAAAGCACAGAGAAAAGAAACUACAAAAAGAGAAAUCUGUUCAUGACACAGAUACUCACAAACAUGAGCACAAAGACAGAGGGAAGAGCAAGGAGAGAACAAGAGAGAGAGAGAGAUUUAGAUCUGGUGAAAGAGACAGGGAUAAAAUGAGAGAUAGAGAAAGGGGAAAAGAGCACCAAAAAGAAGGAGACCAAGCAAGGCACAAAGAUAAGCAUAAAGAGGCAAGCUUGGAGAAGGAAAGACCCAGCGUAUCAAAAGACAAAGACAGGGAGAGCGAUAGAGAACAAGACAGGAAGCAUAAAAUACAUGACAUAAGGCAAAUAGAUACACCAAAUAAUCUGAGAUCAUUUGAAGGAAGAGAUAAAGAACAACACAGAAGAAGAGAAAGCAGGCAUCAUUUGGAUUUUCUAGAGGAAGAGAAAACAAGAAAUGAAGAGAGAGAAAGAAGGCAUACAGAAAAGAAGGAUAAUGAUACCAGAAAGAGCAUUGACAAAUUUUUAGCCUACAGAGCUGAAGAAGCUGAACUUCUGAAGAAGUUACAGAAAGAGCAACAGUUGGGUAAAGGAGGAGAACGAAGACACAAAGAAAAAAAAGAACAUUCUGUUAGGCCAGGAAAAGAGACACUUUCGAAAGAGAGAAGUCAUAGACGUUAUGAAAAGGAAGAGAAAGAAAAGCGUACAUCAAAGAGAUCUGAGGAGGGAUCUUCCCACAGAGACAGAGAAAAGCAACCAGCAGAAGCUAAUGAGAGAGUGAGAAGUAGAGAAAAUGAAAGAAAGAAGCAUGAUCUAAGGAAUAGCAAAUACAAAAAAGAGGAAAAGAUUCAAGAAGAAAUGAGCCAUCAAGAUGUAAGGACUGUAAAAGAUACAGGAAAACUCAUUAAAAAAGAGGAAAGAACCCCAAGACAAGAGGAAACGGAAGAUACACACAUCUGUAAUUCAGACACAGGAUUUGAUAACUUUUCAACAAAUUAUGAAGAUGAUUUUGAAGAAUAUGAAGAUGAUUUUGAGGAUGAUGAAGACAUAAGUGGUGAAGAAAGAGAAUCAGAAGACAACCUAAAAGAGAUUCCAUUUUCCAGAACAUCAGAAAUUGAAGAAAUUCAAAGAGCAAUUAGUGCAGAAAAUGAGAGAAUUUAUACUUUGCUGAUAGAGAAAAAUGAAAAUGAAAAAAAGGAACCAAUCGUAGAAAGGCAAUGCCCUGUCAGAAACUCUUUUUGUGGAAUAUUCAUGGAUUUUGAAAUGGCGAACCAACGACAAAGUAGCCGAAGUAUGGCUAGUAAGCAGAAAAAACGUUUUUCGGAACUCCUCCCACUAAUUGAUCUGGACUUCUCAGUUAGUUUUUCUUUACUGGAUUUGCCUCCUGUAAAUGAAUAUGACAUGUACAUCAGGAAUUUUGGUAAAAUGAACACUAAGCAGGCAUAUGUUCAGUGUAACGAAGACAAUCUUGAGAGAGACAUUCAGACUGAGGAAAUUGAGACAUUGGAAAAAUGGACCCAGCAUCCAGGAGAAAGUGCCCUUGUAUCUGGAGGUCCCAUAAAUAGCCAGGAUAUAUCAGUGAAUGGAGCUCUAACACCUAAAAUCGAUUCACAAAAAUUAGUGAAUUUCCUCCGCUCUGCUUGCCAGGUGAUUGCUGUUUUGCUAGAGGAAGAUCAAGUUGCAACACAACCCAGUUGGAAUCUAAGAUCUCAACAAACCAGUCUGUCUAUUAGUGACAGCUGUUUCCAGUUAAAUACUAACCAGCCAUUCCUCCAUGACCGAAAAAUAUCCUGCUUAUAUGUCUCUCAAGUUCAGAGGCAGACACUACUCUCCGUUCAUGGUUUACCUGAAAAGACAGGUGUUGUUAAACUGAACAGAAAAAGUAUCAUAUGUGUUUGGAACAUCUGGCAGCCCUCCAGUCCUCAGAAGGUUUUAAUAUGUGACUCAGAGAUAACGUGUUGCUGCUUUAGUCCCAAUAAAACAACGUUAGUUUUUGCUGGAACAAUAGAUGGUUCAUUAUUGGUGUGGGAUCUUCGAGAAGAGUCAAGGAUGCACCCUCAUAUGACAAUCAGUGAAACUGACUGGACAUUUAGAGUUCCAACUUUUUCCACUGAUGGCAUUCUAAACUCAGUAAACCACACCUCUCCUAUACUAGCAGUGGAACCUGUCUCAACCUCCCUGUACGCUGAUCAGAAUUAUGGGCUCUCAGGCUUCUCUUAUCAGGAAGAAAUGUCAAGCCCUCCAUUUCAGAUAGCUUCAAUGGAUGAAAAUGGAAUCCUCAAUAUGUGGGUAGUCGUUGAAUUACAAAAAGUGGAUUUAGCAGGUUCACAAACUGAUUUAGGUUUAAUUCCUGGAGGGAAAGUGAAGUUAGUGCAUAGUUCUACUAUGGAAUUGAAUAACAGCCUUCUCACAAAGGAUGUACGACAGAGAAUGCCCCAAAUGCUGACUAUUAAAUUUCUGACUUCUAAUCCUAAUUGUUUCGUUGUUGGAACAAACAUUGGGCUGGUAGGCCAUGGUACAAGACAUGAUAUAAAAGUUUUUCCAAAGCUAUUCAGACCCCAACAGAGCGGUGUAAGAUCAAUAAGCAUCAAUGCAAUUGAUUUCUUCCCUUUUGGAAAGCCACUGUUUUUGGUUGGUUGUUCAGAUGGAAGUAUUAGAUUACAUCAGAUGACAUCGGAGUAUCCCCUCAUGCAGUGGAAUGACAGCACAAAUGGCCAGCCGAUUAUUGCCCUGCAGUGGGCUUUAACAAGACCCGCUGUGUUCUUUGUCCUGGAUGCAUCAUCUAAUAUUUACAUUUGGGAUCUUCUGGAAAAUGAUUUGUUGCCUGUGGCAAAGCAGGCUAUUCCAUCAGAGAAUGUUGUAACUAUGGCUCUGCUGGGAGAAAAAGAAAAAUCAAGUGGACCGUUAGGCAUUGCACUGGCCAAAGAAUCUGGACAGAUAGACAUUCAGUACAUAAAGAAGAAGUGGGCAGUACCUCAGCCUGAGGAAUCUGAAAAACUGCAUUUGCUUUUACUGCAGUCAUUUUAGAAACAGUGCGCCCGUCUGGGUGCACACAGUACUGCAAAGUAUUUAGAUUGGGGUUUUUUUUAGAUUGUAAUUAAAGGAUUUGUAAUGUAAUUUUGUAUUUGUAUAUAAGUUGUAUAUAUUUCAAAGAAUAUCAGUACAGUAUUUCAGCUGAAAUAAUAUAUUUUAACACAAAAAUGGCAAACUGAAUUUAGCAUUGUUCUCAAAGAUGAACUGUAUUUCAUUAUUGAAAGUACUCUAGAUGUAUAUACUUUCAAAGAAAUACUGAAAAUAUAUUCCUAUAAAUUA